This is a messenger RNA of Rhipicephalus microplus (southern cattle tick), 1210 nucleotides long. RefSeq lists its product as uncharacterized. Lineage: Eukaryota; Metazoa; Arthropoda; Arachnida; Ixodida; Ixodidae. The record is from RefSeq and is a predicted model, not a curated record.
GCUGUGCCCGCCGCCAGACGCACACUGCCGGCUCCUGAGACAGAGCAGCGUCCAAGCCGCGCGCCGCGAAAAAACCAGCCACCGAGCCGAAGGACGAGGGAGCUGCGCGGACACCGCCACUGACCGAGGCUCGCAAGCAGAGAAGAGGAGAUAGCGGAGCCAGCCGAAAAAAGCCGAGCGCGCCUGCCGCUGUCCCAGCCCGGGAUGGGCUUCCCAGCAGUGACCGUCGUGCUCAUCGCAGUGCUGCUGGUCAUCGCCGAACCCCGACGGGAUAUCAAAUACAAGUUUCACGAAGAGAACGAGACCCGCAUCGAAGAAAAUGGUGAGCCAUUCGUCAUGUUCCCUCAUCGUAUGACCUUCGCAUUUGGCUACUUUCCUGGAAAGAGAAAUAGCCAACGCUUGUUCCGUCCCCGUAUUUCAGCAUAUGACGUUUGUCACAAGGUGGCGCUACGCCGCUGCGGCCAGAACUUCAUGCGGGCAUUCAAUCUGGUGGAGUACCUGUCCGGCGCCGACUAUUACAACACUCAUUGUACCCUGAGGAAGGCCUUUUUCGCUUGCCUUGACAAGCUGCGCCAGAAGCCGUGUCGGAAGCGCCGUGCCUCUGGUCUCGAUGACAAGCGCUUCCGGAAGAAGCUGGCGGAUGCUCUUUGGGAGACAAGGGUUUGCGUGCUCGGCAUCAAAGACAUCGAGGAGCUGCCGCCAAAGAAGAAAGGCCUGAAAUGACGCGCAUGGCCAGCCCUGUACCCUAUGCGGCGCCUGAUCCGUACACACAACGGACGUCCACCAAGGGCCCGCAUAACGUGGAUAUUGUUGUCGACCGUCGGGACGUCACCGAUCCCCUCCUUGGUGUCGUUCUCCAUCGUAUAGUCUCGAUGCAAGUCUGGAAGGAAGCUCUCACAUUGGGUUGUAACGCCAGGCUACUUUAAGUAUGCGAAUCUUCUCUGUUUGCUGUCUAUAUUCACCGCUCGUACAAUCCGUGCAAGAUAUUUUGACGGCGAGCGUUGUCGAACUGUAUAGCCGUAACACUAGACAGUUAUAGUUUACCGUUAGCGUGAUAGCAGAAAUUAAGGGAAUGACGUUACCGUGCAUUGUACGUUCGUUGUGGACAGCGUAUUGUAGUUUAGCGGGUCGGAAUACCGUUCACGUGAUUUACGUGCUUCAUCUCGGACGGUGGCGCCACCUAUUGGAUGGUUAGUAAGUUAAAAGACAG